Messenger RNA from Anolis sagrei ordinatus, 2536 nucleotides. The record is from RefSeq and is a predicted model, not a curated record. Lineage: Eukaryota; Metazoa; Chordata; Lepidosauria; Squamata; Anolidae.
UGGCCUAAAGAAGGGGGGGGGAGACAUGGGUCUGUCCCAGCGGGCCCCCUUCUUCUUCCUUUUUGGAGUGGCUGCCCUCCUGCUGGGGGGUUCCACCGGCUCCUCAUUCCACUCCCUGCACUAUUUCUUCACUUCUGUCUCUGAGCCUGGGCAGCAGGUGCCACAGUUUUUCAUUGUGGGCUACGUGGAUGAGCAGGAGUAUGUUUCCUAUGAUGCCAAAGCCAAGAGGCUUGUUCCUACAGUCCCCUGGAUAAGGAAGGUGGAGGAGAACGACUCUACGUACUGGGAGUGGAACAACCAGAUUGCGCAGAAUGCUGAGGAAGUCCUCCAAGAGGGCCUGGGCACCCUGGCUAUGUACUACAACCAGAGCGGAGGGGCUCAUUCCUGGCAGUUGAUGUAUGGCUGUGAGCUGAGGAGAGACGGGAGCAAAGGAGGGUAUCACCAGUAUGCCUAUGACGGGAGGGACUACAUCAGCCUGGACAAGGAGACCCUCACCUGGACAGCAGCCGAUGUCCCAGCCCAGAACACCAAGAGGAAGUGGGAGAGGGAGACACAUGAAGCCCAAUUUCAGAAGGCCUACCUGGAGGGGACCUGCAUUGAGUGGCUGCAGAGAUACCUGGUGUACGGGCAGGAGUCGCUGCUGAGGACAGAGGUGCCAGAAGUGAAGGUGACACGCAAGGUGGAGUAUGAUGGCAUGGAGACCUUGAUCUGCCAUGUUGGGGGCUUCUACCCCAAGGAGAUUGACAUCAACUGGAAAAGGGAUGGAGAAGUCUGGAUGCAAGAUAUCUACCAUGGCCUGGUGUCUCCCAACUCAGAUGGGACUUACUACACCUGGAGGAGCGUCACAGUGGACCCCAAGGAGAGGGAACACUACAAAUGCCACGUGGAGCAUGAUGCGCUUCCGAACCCUGUGGACGUGGCCUGGGAGGAGCCUGCCUCCAACUUGUGGCUCAUCAUCGGAUGUGUCGUGGGGGUUUUCUUCAUGAUUGCUGUGGUGGCUGGGAUUGCUGUGUAUUUCCAAAAACGUCAAGAUGGAUACAACAAAGCUGCAGCAAGCGACCAAGGAUCCAACAGCUCUGGGACAGUAUAAUUGGCGGAUCUGCCAGGAGAGAGAAGAGAGGAAGAAUAUAUCCACCUAAGCAUGUUGAGGAUCUCUUCGCUAAUCUUCAUCUUCUUUCCACCUGUACAAAUUUUGAGAAUAUUUUUGAUGUCAGGGAGCUGGGCUUGAGAUGAUUUAGUGCUUUUUUGCUGCAAUCAAGCAUUUUGGAAAGCAUUUUGCAGCUGAAAGGAUGAGCUUAAGUUUUUCAUCUGAUUUUUAAAAAAAUAUUUAUUGAUACUCCGUUUAAAUUGAAUCAAUCUGCUUUCCAUAAUAGGAAAAAAUAUCUCAGGAAUUAAUGUACAUUGCCUGCAAUCCUGUUAGUUACUUAUGCAUUAUGAGCACAACCUAUCUCUUUUUUUGGAUGGGUUCAGGGGGAUAUUCUCUGUCCCUUUGUGCCCAUCCAAAACCUGCUCAUUCUUGAGGGACCACUGCUGUUUUUGCUUAAUGGCAGAAUGAAGAAGAGAGUCCAAAGAGGAAGAGACCACCCAUUCUUUAAAUGUGUGAUGGGUUGUUUUGAGAAGUUGAUUGCAUUUCUAGCUCCAACUUCUCAAGGAGGCUGUUCAGGUCCUGAACCGGUGCUUGGCUGCUGUGACGGUCUGGAUGAGGGCGAACAAAUUGAAAUUGAAUCCAGACAAGACAGAGGUCCUCCUGGUCAGUCGUAAGGCCGAACGGGGCAUAGGGUUACAGCCUGUGUUGUACGGGGUUACACUCCCCCUGAAGAUGCAGGUUCGCAGCUUGGGUAUGAUCUUGGACUCAUCCCUGAGCCUGGAACCCCAGGUUUCAGCGGUGACCAGGGGAGCAUUCGCACAGUUAAAACUUGUGCGCCAGCUGCGCCCGUACCUUGGGAAGUCUGACUUGGCCACGGUAGUCCACACUCUGGUUACAUCCCGUAUAGACUACUGCAACGCUCUCUAUGUGGGGUUGCCUUUGAAGACUGCUCGGAAGCUUCAAAUAGUCCAACACUCGGCAGCCAGGAUACUAACAGGAAUGGCACUCAGGGAGCAUACAACUCUUUUGUUGCGCCAGCUUCACUGGCUACCAGUCUGCUACCGGGCACAAUUCAAAGAUGAAUUAUGGAUCAUGAAUUGGAGAACAUUGACCACAAGAUGAUUUUAUUGCUGCUAGUAUACUGUUUGAUUGUUUUAAUUAGUUAUAACUGUUGACAUUAUAUGGUAAAUUUGUGUAUUGUAUAUUGUAUUGUAUUUUGUGAAUUGUUAGGCAUCGAAUUGUGCCUUUUGUAAGCCGCCCUGAGUCCCCCCCUAGGGGGUUGAGAAGGGCGGGGUAGAAGCACUCCAAAUAAAUAAAUAAAUAAAUAAAUAAAAGUGCUGGCAUUGGCCUAUAAAGCCCUAAACGGUUCUGGCCCAACUUACCUGAUUGAACGCAUCUCCUCCUAUGAACCAGCUAGGACAUUAAGAUCAUCUGGGGAGGCCCUGCUCU